Salvia hispanica is the source of this 423-nucleotide messenger RNA. Lineage: Eukaryota; Viridiplantae; Streptophyta; Magnoliopsida; Lamiales; Lamiaceae. The record is from RefSeq and is a predicted model, not a curated record.
AUGUCUCUUCUUCUCAACCUUCCCCACAUCCUUAAAAAGAGACCUUCCGGCUCUUAUCGUCCUCCGACUGCAGAGUCGGGGGAUACGACAUCCCAAGUGGCACUCGUAUUCGUGAACGCCCGGGCUACCUACUUGUGGGAGGACGCCACUAGCUUCAAGGGGGCGGAAGUCGAAGCGCAGAGGCUGAUGCCAUUUGGAACGAUGCGGAGGUUGUGCCCCGGGGUGGGGCGGGCACUGGCGGCGAUGGUGCAAUGCUUUGAGUGGGAGAGAGUGGGUUUGGUGGAGGUGGAUUUGGGGGAAGGGGAUGGGCUACCUAUGCCUAAGUUGGUGCCUUUACGAGCUAUGUGUAGGCCAAUGGAGAUCAUGAACAAGUUUCUUGCUGUCAAUGGGAUAAAGAAAGAUAUAGGUGCAACUCAAACAUGA